AUGUCAGUUAGACUUGGUACAGGUUAUCCAACUUUCCAUUGGUGCAGGUUAGCUGUUUACCCACACAGCAUCUCUGGACCGAAAACACCCAUUGAUCUCCUCUGGGGGUUAUCCCAGCACCUCAAGAAACAACCGAAGAGUCCAAGCCGCAUUGUUUUCAUUGACUAUCCAUACAAUCAGGUGCCCCACGAACCUAUGUCAGCAACAGCGGAGGAGAUUGGAGUCUUGACAACCUCUAUUCCCCCAAACACCGCUCGGCGUCUAUUCAUCGAGAACAUCACUCCCAGUCUCAUCGACCAAGUCGGCCAGUCUUUGGAUGCUGACCCCUUAUUCUUUGCCGACUACGUCACGACAGACUUUCAGGAUCUUGAAAAGCAAACUCCUCCGCCCUCACUUGCUAUUUUGCCGUCCUUGAUAUCCGAGAAACCCUUUUUGCACCUGCACUACCAAAAAACAGACUCCAAUGUUCCUCGUAAUGUACCUCUUGCUCGUGCAACCUGUUCUAUAUUUUUCAAGGGCAUUGGAAAUUCCUGCAUUGGUCUUUUCCUGGUCGACAGGCUUAUCACGUGCGUACUCGAGGCACCUGGGACGAAAGAUGAACGUAGGCAUAACGCCAAAGCUAUGUAUUCGGGAUUUGAGGAUUUCCACCCUUCACAGCCAUUUUCCUGCUUUGCAAGUGGACAGGCGAAAAAGCCGUGGGAUAAAGUAUUCAUGCUGGGCAGCAUUGUUCACUAUUUCCUUACGCAACAGUCACUCGACCCGCCCAGUAUACUCAGCACAAGCUACUAUCCCAUCAGAAUUAUUCUCCGGUUUUCCAAGUACUAUGGAUAUUCACUGCGAGAUAUAACAACCCGAUUACACAACGAAGACAUUAAUGAAGAAACGUGGUUACUAGCUGAGAAGGAUAUCAAUUACCUUCAACGUCAGCUAGAGGACCAUGGCCGAUCACUUGAGCAACUGAUUACAAUCGCAACAUCUAUGGUCCAACUUCUCGACCCACCAAGAUCUGUCCUAGAGGCUGUCAGUGUUAGGCGCUUAACCUAUAUUGCGCUUGUGUCCAUACCGUUGGGUUGGGUUGCAAGCUUGCUCAGUAUGUCUGAAGGAUUCUUGCCUGGUGAUGAACACUUUUGAGUUUAUUUCGCAUUGGUAUUACCUCUAUUAAGCCUGGUUCUGUUACUGUCGGCUCUCCCGUAUAAAGUUAUUGGGGAAAAUUCAAGACUGAAGGCAAGUCUUUAGCCGCUCAGAAGACGACGGUGUGAUGUUAUUAUCGGGCUGCGUGCACGAAGAGGGCUGGCGACCACUCAUUUCCAAUAUAGCUCAGCGUCUUGCUAUACUUCUCCUCUGUCUUAUCGUUCUUCUCACUGUUCAAAUUAUGAUACUAUAACAUCAUUUUUCGAUUGCGACUUGCAUAAUAGAGAAACAAGCGCAUCCAUUUUCCCUUAGUGCAGGUUAGUCCACUUACUCUUGAUACGUUCGAGGCAAUUGACUUUGAAUGAAUCUCAAUGCAGCUUUGAACGGUAUAUACGUGGCUUAAGUCGACAUCUAAUAGCCUCGAGACUUAUGUAUCUGCUAUCGGGAUUGGUCUCACUUGCCUAGUAUCAGUCCCAACUUGACUCUCAGCUCCAUGGC
Molecule: messenger RNA, 1629 nt
Organism: Fusarium redolens
Lineage: Eukaryota; Fungi; Ascomycota; Sordariomycetes; Hypocreales; Nectriaceae
Exons: 7
Coding region: 1-1131 (376 amino acids)
Source: RefSeq, a predicted model, not a curated record